This is a messenger RNA of Rotaria sp. Silwood2, 1239 nucleotides long. The record is from the annotation of a GenBank genome assembly. NCBI's taxonomy places the organism in Eukaryota, Metazoa, Rotifera, Eurotatoria, Philodinida, Philodinidae.
AUGCCAUCUAAUAAACAAGUUUUAUUGGCAUCAGCAACAUAUCCUGAACAUAUGGUUCGUUUUUCUGAACGUUAUAUGCGUGAUAUGGCAUGUGUACGUUUAGUUGAUUCUGAAUCGCCAAGUCUAAUUGGUAUUCAACAAUUUUAUAUUUUAAUUCCACAUCAUCCAAUAGAUUCAUAUUUAUUUGAACAAAAAGUUCUUCUACUAUUACGUAUAUUACCUCAAUUAAAAUUUCGUCAAUGUUUAAUUUUUUCAAAUCUUCGUAUGCGUUCAUCAGCUGUUUGUGAACGUUUAAAAUCUUUAGGUUAUGAAACAACAUAUACAUCAAGUUCAUUAGCACAAAAUCGUCGAACAAAAGCUAUGCGUGAUAUGUAUAAACAUAAAUGUCAAAUAUUAGUUACAACUGAUUUAACAUCACGUGGUAUUGAUUUAGAUUAUGUUGAUUUUGUUAUUUCAAUGGAUUUACCUAAUGAUAGUGAAACAUAUUUACAUCGUAUUGGUCGCGCUGGUCGUUUUGGUGCUUAUGGUUGUUCAUUAACAAUUGUAGCACAUGGUGAUGAACAAAAAUUAUUAGAAAAAAUUCAAAAUGAAUUUAAAUUAAAUCUAAUAGAAACUGAUGAAAAUCAACAAUUUCAAUUAUUAAUUAAUGCACUUGAGCAAGUAAAUAUGAAUAGCUAUACGAAUUUAAUUCUUACAACAUUUUCUUCGAUAUCAUUGUGUAAUGAAGAAAAAAUCGAUCGAUAUUGUCAUAAAUGUUUAAAUUAUACUCUAGAACGAUCACAUCAUUGUAAUUUAUGUCAGCAUUGUAUACCAAUACAAGAUCAUCAUUGUUUUUUUGUUGGUACAUGUAUUGGUAAACAUAAUCAACGAUAUUUUCUUUUAAUGCUUUUCUAUCUUUUAUGUGCACAUUUGAUUGGUUAUAUAUUUGUUUGUAGUUAUUUAUGGAAUGAAAUAGGUGGUUUUCAUUUUUUGAAUAUAUUUAAAAUUUUACUUUUUAAUAUUGGAUAUUUAAUUGGUUUUGUUAAAACAAAAUGGCAAGCAUUUAUUUGUUUGCAUCAUUAUCUUGUUUAUUUUGAUAUAAUAUUUAUAAGUAAAUUAUUUUAUCAAAUAAUGAAAAGAUCAUUGAAUGGACAAACAUAUUAUGAAGAAAAGAAAAUGAUUUUUAGAAAUAAACAAACUUUUUCUCAGAUUUUUGGUUCAAAUAAAUGGAUAUUAAUAUUUCCAUUGAUCCGUCCAUGA